Messenger RNA from Sphaerodactylus townsendi, 622 nucleotides. RefSeq names its product LSM6 homolog, U6 small nuclear RNA and mRNA degradation associated (gene LSM6). Bases 155 to 397 code for a protein of 80 amino acids. The transcript has 4 exons. NCBI's taxonomy places the organism in Eukaryota, Metazoa, Chordata, Lepidosauria, Squamata, Sphaerodactylidae. Gene Ontology annotation, molecular function: RNA binding. The record is from RefSeq and is a predicted model, not a curated record. Gene Ontology annotation, biological process: maturation of SSU-rRNA; mRNA splicing, via spliceosome. Gene Ontology annotation, cellular component: nucleolus; U4/U6 x U5 tri-snRNP complex; P-body.
GCGCGCGGGUGAGUACCUGCAGGCGGGCAAGGGGAGCGAGUGUAGCGUUGGAGGGCGGUUCGCGCGCUGGUUAUCAGAACACCCUUGUUCCCAAGCACACUAAAUCAUUCUAUCCACGUUUCCUAAAGACCCUGAAGCUUCGCAGUCCAUCAAAAUGAGUCUACGGAAACAAACCCCCAGUGAUUUUUUGAAACAAAUAAUAGGGAGACCAGUUGUUGUGAAGUUAAAUUCUGGAGUUGAUUAUCGAGGUGUUCUGGCUUGCCUGGAUGGGUAUAUGAACAUAGCUUUGGAACAAACUGAAGAAUAUGUAAAUGGGCAACUGAAGAAUAAAUAUGGGGAUGCAUUUAUCAGAGGAAACAAUGUUUUGUAUAUAAGUACACAGAAGAGGAGAAUGUGAAUAUGCCAGAAGGUCUUGGAUUGCGACUUUUGUUUCUUAACCUAGUUUUAUUUGUUGUUGAUGAUUCGUAGUGAUAUUUGUUGCAUUCUGCUGUAAAGCUGCUGACUCUGUAUGGAAGACUGGACAGUUUUUUAGUAUGUAUAUUAACAAAGUCGAACAUUUUCGGAUGAAUUGUUUGGAAUACCUUAUGUUACAGAGUGGAAUUAAAUAAAAGUGGAAAAAUAA